This is a messenger RNA of Caenorhabditis angaria, 930 nucleotides long. The record is from the annotation of a GenBank genome assembly. NCBI's taxonomy places the organism in Eukaryota, Metazoa, Nematoda, Chromadorea, Rhabditida, Rhabditidae.
AUGUUGCUUGUAUACUUUCUUGUAUUUUUUAUAAAAACUUUGGAUUUCUAUCAUGUUUAUGAUGGGGAUACUGAUACUUUAACAGUUUAUUAUGGCGAGGAUAGUAAAUGUGGAUAUAAAAGUCAAGGGAGUAAAGUUAUUCAAGCUGGAAAUUUGUUGAAGGCUCCAACUACAACAUCAACAACAACAACGACGACGACGACGACGACAAAACCAUCAACAACUACAACCCAAGAUCGCACAAAAUUUAAUUGCAUUGAUAACUGGACUAAAGUAAAAAGAGAUGGCUAUAAUUGGUGUUGGCAAAUUUUUUGGUUCAACGAAACUCAUGAUAGUGCACAGUCAGUGUGUUUGGGAAUACAAUCAGCAAACUUGAGUGGGUUUCAAAAUGUCGCGGAGAAAACUACUGUAGCUAAUGCGUUCAGUUCGAAGUUUUCAAAUGCAAUCAGCGGAGUAAGUUUUCACUUUUAAUUGUAUAAAUUAUUUUUUGGAUCAGCUUAAUACCAGAACAACUUAUUAUGGAAUGCUUUGGAUUGGAUUGCAAAGAACAUCUCAAUGUUGGAAUAAAAAUACGACUGAAUGUAAAACUGGAAGUGCUUUUAAAUGGACUGAUGGUAGUACAAGUUUGUCUACUGCAUCUCUCACGACAGAUUGGUGGACUCCCAAUAAUCCAGAUAAUUCAGGGUGAGGAAAUUGCGGGGAAAAGGUUUUCCGGAUGCUGGUAACCUUCUGAGGUGUCUCAAGUUGCUCCUUGAGACCUUCUCGUAAAAAUUGAAUUUCAGAAAUGUUCAAACGUACGUUGUUAUGUACAUGUCAUCAAAUGCAUCAGAUAAACACAGUGGGAAACUUGACGAUGCUACAAACGAUUUCAAUGCAAAUUCAAUGUUCACGCUACGCGGAUAUAUUUGUGGAAAACCUGCAACUGCUUAA